Molecule: messenger RNA, 769 nt
Organism: Symbiodinium necroappetens
Lineage: Eukaryota; Dinophyceae; Suessiales; Symbiodiniaceae
Source: the annotation of a GenBank genome assembly
GACUGCGCAGCCAGGCUUGCUCAACCCGUAUCCCAGCUUCAGGCCCACCUGUGGUCACAUUUGGCCCCGGGGCUUUCCGUUGGACUUCGUUCAAUCUCCGCAGACCUUCAACCGCUCGCUGCUGCAUGCGCAGUUGAGCCGGCCUCCCGCCAUCCAGCAGUUCCUUGCCGACGAAGAUCCGGACGUGGAUGCCAUCUUCCGGCUGACGCGUCCGCUGCCUUGCUCCUUCCAAGGGCCCGGGCCAGGAGAGGGCCGGCCACAAGUCGUCGCCGUGCCACCGCAGUUCUUCACACCAUACAAUGCUCAGUGUACCGUCCAUCUUUACGAAGCUUUCUGGGGUCUGCUGCUCCCCGUGACCGUGCACGGCCGCGUUUCGGAUAUCUGGCGUGCCUACCUGACCCAGAAGUUGCUGUGGGAUGUCGGCCAGGUUGUGACGUUCAUGCCGUCUCAUGUUGUACAUGACCGAGUCGCCCACGACUACUUGAAGGACUUCCAAAGUGAGGGUGACCUUCAGCUGAAGAGCACAGCUCUUGUUUCCUUCCUCGCGAGGUGGUCGAGCGAUGCUCCCACACUCGUGGAGCGAAUUGAGCAGCUCUGGGCCGCGCUCUACAUGCGCGGCUUUGUGGAGCUGGGAGACGUGAGGCUGGCGCAGGCAUGGAUCCGGGAUUUGAUCUCCGUGGGCUACGACUUCCCCGAGCUCCAGCUGGGAAAGAUCAUGUGGGUACCUGCCGAUGGCAUGCCGUCCUCGGACGAGAAGCACGAACUGUAG